AUGAACGACGACGGCGCGGUUCACGAGAAUGAGGAGCUCUCGGGUGGUGAAUUCGGUGCGGAUUCCGAUCCGUACAAAAUGGACGACGGCCACUGGUUGAGGGAGCCCCUAGUUGGCGCCGACGGGAGAUGGGAACUUUGGGCAGCUGUUAUUGACACAGGCUUCACUAUAUAA
Molecule: messenger RNA, 174 nt
Organism: Stereum hirsutum FP-91666 SS1
Lineage: Eukaryota; Fungi; Basidiomycota; Agaricomycetes; Russulales; Stereaceae
Exons: 1
Coding region: 1-174 (57 amino acids)
Source: RefSeq, a predicted model, not a curated record